Messenger RNA from Paramuricea clavata, 657 nucleotides. Lineage: Eukaryota; Metazoa; Cnidaria; Anthozoa; Malacalcyonacea; Plexauridae. The record is from the annotation of a GenBank genome assembly.
AUGGUCAAUGAUUUACAAUGCGGGUCGGGGAGGUCUGGCAAUUGGAAAUUCGUUGAUGAUGUUACUAUCUCUGAGGGAUUAUUAAGGAAUGGGGAACCGUCUGUAAUCCAGUCCGAUUUAACUUCUAUAGCUACAUGGGCAUCUAAUAACCUGAUGAAAUUGAACACAAAGAAAUGCAAAGAGAUGCAAAUUUGUUUCUUUCGGAACAAACCUGAACUACCACACUUGUGUGUUGAAGACCAGAUCUUAGAAUGUGUAUCGUCGCACAAGGUUCUUGGAUUGAUUAUCCAGGAUGACCUUAAGUGGAAUGAACAUAUUUCGAUGAUUGUUACCAAAGCAUCCAAGCGACUGCAUAUCCUACGUGUCCUACGACGGGGAGGGAUUCCACCGCACGACCUUAUCACAAUUUAUUAUGCAUUGAUUAGAUCUACAUUAGAAUAUUGUUGUACAGUAUGGCAUUGUGGUCUACCUAUGUAUCUGUCUGAACAAGUCGAGAAAAUUCAAAAACGUGCACUGAGGAUUAUACUGCCAGGUCGAUCCUACGGUGAAGCGCAAGAAAUGUUGCAGUGUCCUAGGCUGGAUAUACGUCGAGAUGAACUUUGCGAAAAGACGAUGAAAAAUAUUGCAUUCGGGGCAGUCGUCUUUCUUCCCAUCUAA